UUCCCGUGAAUUGAAGACGUGCGCGACGAUAUAAAAUAGUACGCAAUACGAUCGUAAAGGCGGGAAAAUAUUGACAGCUGUGUUAAAUUUUUUGUAUGUCUCCAUGAAACAAUACAAUAAUUAUAUUUUUAUCACACAUAUUUGGUACCAGGUAACCAACGUGAUUAAAUUAAUAAAGUUUUUAUGAGCGAGCAGUGAUGCGUGACAAGGUGAAUUUAGUGACAAUUUAUAGUGAGUGAUAUAAGAAACUUCAUUUUUGUUCUGUUUUUGUUCUGUGUACGUCUCAAAUAAUUUAAACGAUGGCUGAUACUAAGAGUGACUGUGAAAAAGAUGGUUCUGAAGAAGAGGGAACAGAAUUGGAACUGGAAGCGUUGUACAGAAGAUACUGCAUUAGACUGAAGCAUGCUUUGUUCGUGUCGGCUGUCUGCGUCACUCUACUGUGCUGCCUGGUGCUGCUGAUUGCAGUUUGUGUUCUGCACUCUCACAAUAUAUCUUCUCAAGUCACAGCGAUUGGAAUUUUGUCAGCGAUAACGUUCAUUCUAACAGUAGUGCUAGCGCUCGCGUUACUACCAGCAGCAGCGGAAUGGGAGACCCUGGCGUUCACCGGGUCAGUGCUGGUCACUGUUUGCUUGGGCGCUGGCACUUUGAUGGCAACCCAUCACGCGCCAUUACCACUGUUUGCAUUGAUUCUGAUGGUUCACACAAUGAUGCCAAUAUCCCGGUCCAUAGCUCUAGUAAUGGCUGCUGCGUUGACCCUCGCCUAUAUGGGACUUGCACUAGUGCUGGGACCACAGGGAAAAGAAGACCAGUUCUAUCACCAGUUGCUGUGUGAGCUAUCGUUACUGCUGUCGUCAAGUGGCAUCGGCAUCUACUACCGGAUCCUCACGGAGCGCGCACACAGGAAUACCUUCGCGGGCACCAGGACUUGUCUCGAGCAGCGCGUGAAGCUGGAGUGCGAGAGAGAACAGCAAGAGAGUCUGCUGCUCUCUGUCAUACCUGCCUAUAUUGCUGCUGAGGUUAAGCGAUCGAUAAUGCUCAAAAUGGCGGACGCGUGCGUUGACAGCUCCAAGCAGACACGCUUCCAUGAGAUGCACGUACAACGUCACAACAACGUCAGCAUUCUGUACGCGGACAUCGUUAACUUCACGCCGCUGUCGGAGCGUCUGAGCGCCUCUGACCUCGUGAAGACCCUCAACGAACUGUUCGGUAGAUUUGAUCAGAUUGCUCAGGAGAAUCAAUGUAUGAGGAUAAAGAUAUUGGGGGACUGUUAUUACUGCGUGUCUGGGCUUCCAGUGUCACGUCCCAACCACGCCUACAACUGUGUGAACAUGGGGCUGCAGAUGAUCGAUGCAAUACGGUUCGUUCGGGAGGCGACUGGUUUUAACGUGGACAUGCGGAUCGGCAUCCACACCGGCAACGUUCUAUGCGGGGUGCUUGGUCUACGUAAGUGGCAGUUCGAUGUCUGGAGCGAUGACGUCACGCUCGCCAACCAUAUGGAGUCAGGAGGGAUUGCUGGUCGUGUUCACAUCACAAAAGCGACUAUGAUGCAGCUCGGAGGGAGGUUCGAGGUAGAACCAGGUGAUGGUGCCUCUCGUGAAGGUUACCUCGCUGAUCAUAAAGUGGAAACCUAUCUAAUAGUGCCACCUAAGAAACUGUCUGAAAAUGGGCGUCUAUCAGUGUGCACGAUUGACCGUAAAGCCAGCAUCGUGUCAUCGAUCUGCCAGGAUGUUUCACCAACGAGGCCUCGGGAGAACAUCAGCCCAGCGACGUCCCAACACAGUAUUGUAGAGCAAGAAGUUCCGAGGGUCAUGAGAGCAGAAUCGAUUAGGAGUCCAGGGAACCUUUGUAGAAGAGCAUCAUCAGUUAAGGGUGAUGUUUUGAAAGCAGUUGCAUUUGAGAAUAACAACUUUACAAAUAGUGAUGCAAUGGGUAAUGGUGGAGUUGUCACUAAGCCAAAAAGUCGCAGUGGAUCUAUAAUCGGAGCGAUAAGUCCCAUUAUAGGAACAGAGACAAAUUCUUCAGCAUCAACCCCAAUACGGGAACAGACGGCGCCAUUGUUUUCUAGGAUGUUAAGUACAAUCUCCAUGGAAUCGACUACUACCCCAGGGAUUCCAAAUAGAUCAAGGCCCUCGAGCAAGAUGACUAAGUAUGUAGAAUGCUGGGGUGCUGACAAACCUUUUGCAAAUAUAACAGAUUCUACAUUGGCUAAGAAUAUUGGUAUUUCUAGCCUGGCAAUGAUUGAACAGCAUUUAUUGCCGCAAAAAACAUGUUGCGAUUGCAGCAAUAACUCGGAGGGCAUGAGCCGUGUCACGCUCUGGUUCAAGAAUACCCAGCAGGAGUACCAGUAUCGAGAACAGGCCGACAACCAGUUCAAGUAUAACGUGGCAUGCGCUUGCGCACUGUUCCUACUCAUCGCCUUUAUACAGUUGCUUACGUUACCCAAGGGCGUGAUUCUCUACGCAUCGUUUGGUCCUACGGCUGCAACUCUCCUAUUGUUCGUGUAUCUAUCUUGGUACGACGGCCGCUGUCCCGGUCGGGGAAUGUCACUCUUACCAGAUUCACCCGACAUGUACACAGACAACUGCACGAAACCUGGACAGAUAGUGGCUAGCAAUUGCUACAUAAGAUUAACCGUGUUUGUGGUCACCGUGGUUCUAAUUGCAGCAUGUGCAGUAAUUAACUUGUUUCAGACUUACCUGAUCCAAGAAUUCCCAAGUGAGGUUUGGUCGAGAGACUACACAAACAUGACCAAUGCCACGGGAAUCCCAAUUCACAUCGAUGUAGAAUCUGCACCAAGUUAUCUUUACAGCUCCGUGUUAACUCUCGCUUCGAUCUCCGUGUUCUUACGGAUCGGCUUCGUGCUGAAGUUGUUGUUCAUGAUAGCAACAUUGGUGACUCACAUCAGUCUGUUUGCUUCUGCUGAGCUGUUUAGCCAGUACCAAUAUAAAGAUUUUGAUACUGAGUUCUCUAUGCUGCCGUACUCAGCUAAGGCGGGUGUGGUGCUAGUAUUCCUAGCUUGUCUGUUACACAUCCUGGACCGGCAGAUAGAGUUCACGUCUCGGAGCGACUUCCUUUGGAAGGACAAGCUCAAAUUUGAACAGGAGGAGGUUGAAACCAUGCGAGGAAUUAAUAAAAUUCUGCUAGAAAAUAUAUUACCAGCGCACGUUGCUCAACAUUUCCUGACUUCCGUGGCUUCAAAGGACGAGUUGUAUCACGAGCGGUACUCUUGCAUCGCGGUGAUGUUCGCCUCCAUCCCCAACUACAAGGAGUUCUAUGACGAGACAGAUGUCAACAAACAGGGUCUCGAGUGUUUGCGGUUGCUCAACGAGAUCAUUUGUGACUUUGACAAGCUUCUGCUGAAACCAAAAUUUAGUUGCAUUGAAAAGAUCAAGACGAUAGGCAGUACGUACAUGAUCGCGUCUGGAUUAAGGCCGGGAAAAGAAGAUACUUCUGACGCUCACAGCAGAGAAGAGCAUACAGUCGCUAUUCUGGUAGAGUUCGCGGUCGCUCUCAUGUCCAUACUGGACCAGAUCAAUAGAGAGUCCUUCCAGAGGUUCAAGUUACGGGUUGGUCUAAACCACGGAGCAGUAAUCGCUGGAGUGGUCGGAGCUCAGAAGCCACAGUACGACAUCUGGGGCAACACAGUGAAUGUCGCUUCUAGAAUGGACUCCACGGGGGUCAUGGGGAAGAUACAAGUCACAGAAGACACGGCUAAAGUAUUAAUGAAUGCAGGCUAUACGUGUGAAUGCCGUGGCCCAACCUAUGUAAAGGGCAAAGGGACCCUUGUGACCUAUUUUGUGAAAACUCCCACCACGGGAGGUGGACUGUAAUUGCUAAACAGUAAUAUAGUAGGCUGUGUGAUAUUCUGUUGUGAUGUUGUUUUAAUAUUAACUGUAUAUUUAUAUCUAAUUGAGUUUAUUUAAAAUUUUAUCUUAGUUAAGACUGCACUCUGAUUAAGGACACAAUGUUGAAUAUAAUUGUAUGGGUAUGAAUAUAUAAUGUCGUUACUUGAUUGAAAUUAUUGCAACAAUCGUAUCAAAUUGAAAUAAUUGUAUUGUCCAAUUGUGUUUCCCAGGAUUUUAUAUAGUCCAAAUUACUGACAUAAUAAGAUGUAUUCUCCGUAGCCGAUUAGAUAUGGUACUUGCACAAAAUUUUAUUCCUAAGUAACCACAAUGCAUGGUUGGAAAGGUCUUGAUGAGAAAAGCUUGAAAUAUUUGAGUUUAUGUUUCUAGGUGGUCGGGAUGAAAAAUCACUCAUGAGUGGUAGUUCCUUGUUGGGUCCUAAGGGACAACCGAAAUAGGCGGCACUCCUGGAGAAAUAUCACUCGUAAUAAAGUGGGAAUUUAAAAGGGGCGUGAAAUAGCGACUCUGCCGCAGUGUUUCGUUCGGUCUGUGGGCUUUUCGGAGGCCUAACUCUAAAUACUUUAAUAAUAAUAGAACUUUAAUACUUGGCGGCAUAAAAAAGUACCACUCUGAUGCCAAUUUAGGCGGAAUCGAAUGUAAACUGAUAUGUGUAUUGCGCUGUGUUUUACAACAAAACUGUCUUUAAAAAAGCGCGUAACUCAUCUAAAACGAACACAGUCGCUAAGCAAUCUUGGGAAGAUAAAACUAUUGAGUGCCACGCCGUGCGCCGCCGAGACUAGUCGCUGCCCGAGUUAAAUUAACUGCGCCGUGCCGUCCGUGUCGUCAAUCUUUUUGUAUGUACCAACCCUAGCGCUCAAUUUCAAGGAGACCGCUGAGUUCUGCUACAACUGUUUUAUUACUAUGUUGUGUCUAAAAGAUCAAAUUCAAAUUCAAAUAUUUUUAUUCAAAAUAGGAUUUAAAAUCACUUAUUGAACGUCAAAAACUACCACCCAUUCAAAAGAGACUGCCUCAGUUCUGAGAAGAAUGGGCGCAAGAAACUCAGCGGGCUUUUUUUUAUAUAUAAAAUAUGGAUUACAAUGUGAUAUCGUACAAUAAACAUUUAUAAUUAAAGAGCCUGAGGGUGUUCGCUUUAUUCCCAGUCCGUGGUGUCACAUCGGUAAUAUUUAGUUGUGCCCCACAUUAUAUUGAUAUUGCAAAUGACUAUAGAGCGAUCAAGUGGCCUAUAUCUAUGUUUGUAUUCAUCUUCUAUUAAAAGCAAUCCUCUUACUAUGAUUUUUACUAGUAUUUUUUUAUGGAAGAGGAGGAUCUUUAAGGAAGGUGCACGCGCUUGUUUUGAAGGUACUCAGGAAGUCGAAUCGUCUCGAAAUAUAAUUAUAUAGUAAACGAAGUGGCGGUAAAUGUAUAGAGAAAAGAAAACGCGACAUUUAUAAGUGUCGUUGAUUUUGAUUUGAUUUGAUUUAAGCAUUGAUGUGCACAACAAAAAGGAUUAUUAAUGUAAUUGUUUUUUGCUAAACACGUUAUUCAUUUAUAUCUUACAUUGUUACGGACAUUUAAUUUGGAAGUGUGUGGUUCAUUGGUGAGUUAAAAUGAGUAUUGUAAAUAUUAUGAAUGCGGUAUUUGUUAAUAAUUUAUUAAAUAUAUAGAUUUACAUACAAUAUUCCAAUAAUAAAUAAUUAAACCUUCGACUACAUUAUCUUUAUAGAUUGGAUUUUAUGUAAAAAUAUGUAAGAUAUUUGUGAACUUUAAUAGUUUAAUCUUCUGACCUUAGAUUAAGGAUUGGUCUCUGCUGCACCCUAAUUAGAGACCGCAGGCGUAGUCGCAAAGUGCGGCAACUAAUACUACGUCUAAGUGGGCGUACUCGAUCAAGUCUCGAACAAUGUGUGACGUUGACGUGCCACAUGUUCUGUUAAACUUUGCUGAUAAUUGAAACUAAAAUGCCGAGUUAGCAAUUAGCAUGGUAAAAUUUUGUAAAAAUAAUACUACAAGAAAUAAGAAAUACACUGGGAUCACAUAUCAUCAGUAAGUAUUUUGUAUUUUAUUAAUGUCAAUGUAAAAUAACACGAAGCGUAUGUUAAUUUUUUUUUAAAGAUGCCAUUGAAUAUCAAGAUGCCACGCACACAAGGAUCUAAUAUUUGCCGUAAUAAAAAAGCUAUUGUUCUCAAGUAGUGCGGAAUCUAGUUAGAGCGCAGUGGAUACCUAUCUAACUGUUUAACUUCUUACUGUCUUUAAGAUUUGAAAGAAUUUUACUACCUAUGUAAAUAUAAUUUCAUAUGAAAUAUAGUCUAUUUUUAAUAAUCAGAAUGCUAAUGCUCAGUAAAUGUUAAAAUGAUAUUAAAUUUAUCAAACGUUAUUAUAAUGUUAAUAGGUAAAUAAAAUGUUGUUCUAGCAUUCAAAAUAUUUGUGUAGAUCAAGUUUAAAAUAAAUAAAUUAAGUAACCUCA
Messenger RNA from Leptidea sinapis, 6303 nucleotides. It is a transcript of the gene Adcy2, whose product is annotated as adenylate cyclase type 2. Gene Ontology annotation, biological process: intracellular signal transduction; adenylate cyclase-activating G protein-coupled receptor signaling pathway; cAMP biosynthetic process. The record is from RefSeq and is a predicted model, not a curated record. The transcript is spliced from 26 exons. Gene Ontology annotation, cellular component: plasma membrane. Gene Ontology annotation, molecular function: adenylate cyclase activity. Bases 300 to 3830 code for a protein of 1176 amino acids. NCBI's taxonomy places the organism in Eukaryota, Metazoa, Arthropoda, Insecta, Lepidoptera, Pieridae.